Molecule: messenger RNA, 1958 nt
Organism: Myotis lucifugus (little brown bat)
Lineage: Eukaryota; Metazoa; Chordata; Mammalia; Chiroptera; Vespertilionidae
Gene: SOST
Product: sclerostin
Exons: 2
Coding region: 47-688 (213 amino acids)
Biological process (GO): negative regulation of BMP signaling pathway; negative regulation of Wnt signaling pathway; ossification
Molecular function (GO): BMP binding
Source: RefSeq, a predicted model, not a curated record
GAGCCCGUGCUACUGGAAGGCCAGGUGCCCUCCUCCAGCUGGCACCAUGCAGCUCUCUCUCGCCCUGUGUCUCGUCUGCCUGCUGGUGCACGCAGCCUUCCGUGCGGUGGAGGCCCAGGGGUGGCCGGCCUUCAAGAACGAUGCCACGGAAAUCAUCCCGGAGCUGGGCGAGUACCCCGAGCCGCCGCCAGAGCUGGAGAACAACAAGACCAUGAACCGGGCCGAGAACGGAGGGAGGCCUCCCCACCACCCCUUUGAGACCAAAGACGUGUCCGAAUACAGCUGCCGCGAGCUGCACUUCACCCGCUACGUGACCGACGGGCCCUGCCGCAGCGCCAAGCCGGUCACCGAGCUGGUGUGCUCCGGCCAGUGCGGCCCGGCGCGCCUGCUGCCCAACGCGAUCAGCCGCGGCAAGUGGUGGCGCCCGAACGGGCCCGACUUCCGCUGCAUCCCCGACCGCUACCGCGCGCAGCGGGUGCAGCUGCUGUGUCCCGGCGGCGCGGCGCCCCGCGCGCGCAAGGUGCGCCUGGUGGCCUCGUGCAAGUGCAAGCGCCUCACCCGCUCCCACAACCAGUCGGAGCUCAAGGACUUCGGGCCGGAGGCCGCGCGGCCGCAGAAGGGCCGGAAGCUGCGGCCCCGCGCCCGGGGCGCCAAAGCCAACCAGGCGGAGCUGGAGAACGCCUAUUAGAGCCAGCCGCCCGCCGCGCCUCCCCAGCGGGCGCCCCGGAACCAGGCGCCCCAGGCUUCUGCCCUCUGCGCGCGGUCUGAUUGUUUGUAUUUCAUUUUAAAUGCCUGCAACCCAGGGCAGGGGGCUCAGACCUGUCUGGCUGCGCAGGAGGUAGCUAGGCCCGGUGGAUCCCGGCUGCCAGCAAAGCCCCACACUCCCCGCCCUCCGAGGGGGUCCCUCAGGGCAGGCGAGGGAGCUGAGAGUCAGGGACACUGAGCCAUGCAACCCCGCCCACCGGGGCCACCUACCUUUGCAGGUCCUACUUCCGAGCAGGCAGAAAAGGAAGCCCUGUGGUUUAGGGAGCGGUGGGGAGUGAGAGAAGUCUGGGGACUGGUUAUGAAAGGUCAGUAAGAUCCCCCGCGUCUGCCCAUCAGACACACAGUGCCAUGCCGUGCCAAGAGCACAGGACUUGGGUUCUUAGGGUUCUAGUCCUGGUUCUGCCACUCCCUUUCUGGGUGACCUUGGGCUACACUCUUCUUUUUCUGAACCUUGACUUCCUAUUUGUAAAAUGCAGGUGGGGUUGGGAUUAGGAUCUCAAGGAAUCUACUGCCAUGAUUCCAGGGACUUGGAUGGCUUUCAAAUGAGCAGGAAGAGAGAGGUUGGCUUGAAUCCCUGCCUGGUCAUGUCCAGAACCCCGAGUUGUAAUUUUCUGACCUGACAGCCAAAGAUGAAAAACUAGCAGGGAAAAGAAGGGCCCGUUUCUGGCUGCCAAACUCCUGAAAGAUGCUGAGCUGUCUCCCAGCCCUGCCUCCCCAGGUGGUUGGCUACCUCCGCCCCUCCAUCGCAAAGGGUGCAGAAAUGCCAUCAAACUGGGGUAGAGGAGUAGGUCCCCAGGGUGCCGGAGGGACAGAAAUCACCCUCCUAUUCCCAAAGAGCAGCACCCUCCCCCCCAUGGCCAUCUUUUAAAGUCACCUUCUGUAAAGAAGCUCAAGGUCCCAGGACACUGGGCUUGCAGGCCCAAAGGAGUAGCCCCCGCCCUUUCAAAGACCAGCAAAUCCCUUCUGAGUCCCCGCCUCCUGCCUACCACUCACGGACACAUUUUUGUCUAGAAAAUUGCUUUUUACUGCUGUUUCAUGGGAUGGCAUAUCUUACAUUAAAAUAAUAUUAUUGGGGGGAAAUGACAAGUGCUGUACAUACGCUGAGAAAUCACUAAGCCAAUAGCUGCCAUUCAAAAAUCUUUUUGAAAAUCAUUUUCAGACACCUCUUACUUUCUGUGUAGUUUGUAAUUGUU